CUCGGCAGGAGCAUGAUACGACAUGGUUAGAGGUGAUGGCUAGAGACUCAAGACUGACCCGUCCCCGCCUCCUCUUCUAUCUUAUCCUAGGUUGGGUCAGCCUCACAAACAAAUUCCGCAACCUGCGUCCUCAUAAUAAAAGACACCGAUUGCCCGGCGCGCAAACUGACUUUCCUGGCUACUCUGUGAGAAAAGAGGACAAGGACACCUGGCGAGGGCUUGUGCGGAGACAUGUUAACAGUUGCGUUUGCAUUGGGCGCCAUCCUCACCGCUUUACCAGGCUCUGGGGGUAGCAAGUGGACUGUGUCCUUCACCCGGAGAGAGAUCUGUGUCUGGGCUGGGACCACUGUCACUCUCCCUUGUUGGUAUGACUACCCAUCAGGACACACUGUCAGGAGGGUGAUGUGGUUCAGGGUCUCUGGCCGGAGGGAGUUUGCCCACCACUCUGACUCCAGCUUGGUUAGCAUGUCUUAUAGAGGAAGGACAAAGUAUACAGGCAGCCAUAAAAGCUGUGGGAUCCAGAUCACCAACGUGAAGCUUGGCGAUGCUGGACAGUACCACUUCAGGUUUGAGACAGACCACCCACAGGGACGAUGGACCUCCCCGGACACCAUCUCGCUCUUUGUCACAGAGCUUCAGGUUCAGGUCCAUCCUGCGAGGACAGCCAACAUGUUUGGGUCAGGAGAGACAGUGUACCUGGGCUGUAUGGCCAGAGGCUGUGCUGCAGAAGGGAGGAGUCUUGCUCUCUACAGGAACGGCAUCAACCUGGGAUCACCUGAGAAGUGGCUGACCAUCUACAACUUUGACAGGCAGCACGCUGGUACCUACACCUGUCGCCCAAUCCCCCCACAGAAUGUUCAGUCUCCACCGCUGGCCUUGGCUCUGGGACAUGCUCCUCGUUCCACAGUGAUUGAGGUGAGUCCCAUGGGUGUGGUAGUGGAGGGGGCCUCUGUGACUAUGACCUGCAGCAGCAGUGGGGCUCCGGUGGUGGAGAGCUAUGCCUGGUUUAAGGACAGGGAGAGUGGCAGCAUUCCAGACAGCUUCAGACCCCAGCUCCACCUGAAGAGGGUGUCCCACACCGACCGGGGAGAGUACUUCUGUGUGGCACGCAACCCACUUGGUACAGAGAGGUCCAAACCUGUCCUGCUCAACGUCACAUACGCUCCAAAGAGCACCAAGGUGUUGGUUAGUUCAACAGGAGACAUCAAGGAAGGCUACUCUGUCAACCUGACCUGCAGCAGCAAGGCCCACCCCCCAGUGGACCGCUAUGCCUGGUUCAAGAUCAUGGGGGGUCAGACCUGGGCCAAAGGGUCAACACAGAACCUCUCCUUCUCCAGCGUCCGCUCACAGAACGGAGGACAGUACUACUGCACGGCCUGGAACCAACACGGACAGGGGAGCUCCUCUGUUUUCACCCUCGCCAUUCUCUAUGCCCCUAAGAACACGUCUGUGUUUGCGCAGCCCUCCAGUGUGAUUGACGCGGGCCGUCCUCUGACUCUGACCUGCAGCAGCCAGGCCAACCCGGCGGUGGACAACUACACGUGGUUCAGGAUCAAUGCGGCUGACGCCUGGGUAACGCGAUCGGGCCCCAGCUACACCUUCGCUGAGGUCAGCCCCGGGGAGAGCGGCCAGUACUACUGCGAGGCACGCAACCGUAUCGGCGUCCACAGCUCGCCUGUCCUUACUGUCAGGGUCAGAGGCAGACUGAAGGUUAUCGCCCUGGCCUCAGCUGUGGGCGUAUCUGCUGGUCUCAUCACUCUCACUGUGGCCAUCAUGAUCAGCAAAAACAUGCACAGAGUAGACAUGGAAUAUCCAGAGGAAAACAAGAAGAGGCCAUCGGUGACAGCUGACACCCUGUUCUACGAGUCAGUCCAGCAGACCCUUCAGCUGAGGACUGGCAAGAUGUCCGACAUCCCGGAGGAGCCAGAGGAGGUGUAUGAGAGUGCCCAUCCCUCCAUCGUACCCCUGAAGGAUGCUCCACCCUGCACAGAGGCAGACAGCAUCCUCAACUAUAUCACCGUGCAUUACUCCAGGAUCCCAAGUCUGGACCAGAUUCAAGUUACAAAUGUACCACUGGAUGGCGAUAAAGAGCCAAAGGAUGCUGCCAAUGUUGUUUACACUGUCCUGGCCAGACCACACCAGUAGUGGUGCAGAUGAGAACUGUAGCUCCAAAUGAGUGACAUCGCCAGAAGGAUCUCUACCAUCGACCCCUGAACUGCUUCUGAGCUGGACUGCUCACUCUAAGCCAAUAUACUGUUUUUCUAAUUUACUACAAAGUCUAAUUUACUAGGAAUAGUUAAAGUAGUUACUUGUAAUUCAUUUGGCAUUAUAAGUGGCAUUAUAACUAAUUUAUUAGCAUUUAACGUUUUACUAGUAGUGGCCAGAUAAUGAAAUAUUCCGAUAUCAGAAUCAUCCUAAAAAUGUAUCUUUUUCACACUCAGAAGGAAGUCAUUUUGGCCAUGUUCUCUCUGGGUUCUCUCUAUCUCCAUAAGAUAUCAUUAAAAUGGAACAUACUUUAAAAAUGAAGUUUUGGUAUGCAUCAUCACUCAUGCUAGUCUUAUGGAGGAUGUGUGUAAAUGUGUUACUGAUCAUAUCUUAUGUUUAGGGUAUGGUUGGUAUGUCCCAAAUUGCUUGUUGAAAUAGCUUGUGGUCAAAUAAACAUUUUUAAAUGAAGAAAGAAUUGCUAGAUGUAUUAAAGACAUUCAUCAGGUAGACACUUACCCUGUUUAUUCUGAUCUAUCAUGCUGUGGAUGUCAGUACUGAGUUAUUGAUUAAUUAUUGACAUAUGAACUAUGUACUACUUUUCAUAACAGAUGAGGGGAUAUAGGACAAAGAAAAAGCACCCAACAAAUUAUUAUCAAUAUUGUUAUUAUUAUUAUCAUCAUCUCAUCAACAUACUGAAUGUCUCUAAAUCGUGAAAUCUAUUCCCUGCUUACAUAGAAAAGUUAGAUGACCUUCCCUGUCAACCUUCAGUCUCAACUUCUGCAUUCUGCUUGUGAAAUUGUUAUUAUCACAUCACUACAUGGUAUUUGCUGACCAGUCUCAUUCUGUGGACAUACUCUGUAGAUAGGUGGGUGAUCCUGUUUCUUUCUAUAAAGUUUCAUGUGUUUCCUUUCUUGUAGUUGAUUUUUAUGUUUCCAAUGCUAAUGUAGAACAGGAUUUCUAUUAAGAAAUUGAAGCAUAGUUAAGUUUAUUUCAUGUUUGGUGAGGAUACAAAACAGAAUGACUAGAUUAUGUAAAUGUGUAUCCCAGUUGUGCUGUCUUAUUAACAGCAGGGUUGGGGUCAAUUCCAUUUUAAUUCCACUAUAUUCAGAAAGUACUCCAAUUCCACAUUUUCCUCAUUGAAAAGCCUUGAAGAUAAUUGGAUUUGGAUUUUCAGUGUACUUCUUGAAUUUAAAUGGAAUUGACCCCAACCCUGAUUGACAGAGACAGUUACACCUUCUUUAAAUUAAAACAAUGUUGAUGCUGCCACCACCAUGCUCCACCGUAGGGAUGGUGCAAGGUUUCCUCCAGUCUGUUUGAUGAUUGGCUUUGCUACGGUCUAAUGCUGUAUAAUUCCCUCAACCUGUGGUGUUGCAGUUUGAUGCGGUGUGGCUCUUUGAAACAACCAGUGUCAUUACUCUCAAGUUGCCAGGUGAGUAGAAGAUAUAUUUUUUUGUUUGAUACUCUAUCAUUCUGUGGAUGCCAGUAUUCAGUUAUGAAUAAAUUAAUGAUAUAAACUGCAUAUUGUAUAUGGCUCAUUAGAGAUGAGCAAGGAACUGAUCAGAGGGGAUAUUUGAUAUUGGUCUAAUGCUAUUGGUGUUACCUUGAUGGUGAAGUAUACAUAUAUUUAUCAAAUUACUAACCUCAAAGGAAAGUAAUAUAUUAUUAUCGAAGAUUACAGAGUAACUCACUCUUUACAUCAAUAAAAAUACAGAAGUGACUGAUAGCCUGUUUGUGCACCAGCAUGUGUAGAGUAUGAUCUUUCAAAUUAACAUAUCUGAAGGUAGGCCACACGUAGGAAUGCUAUAUUAUAUUUUCCUACCUUUAAAAAGGGCAAAUGGGUACUGUACCUACGAGUGUUGUAGAUAAGUGUGAUUACUGUUUUUUGUGGAAGUAAUUGGAAGAUGACAUUCAACGAUACAACACCAUAGCUCCAUGUGCCUUAACAAGUUGAGGGUAAGGUCAUCUAAAUCCUUAACCUGUUUACAUUAUGUGGAACACUGAGCUGAUGAGCAAGCACCAACCUUUUGAAGGUUAAACAACAGGGUUAUAUAUUUUGACUAGGUUGAUGUCCAGGGACAGUUAGUGAAAACAUAGGUCAAUGCAACCCGAUUUGGUAAGAAAUAUGGAAACAGUGGUUAACAUUGAGAGAGUUAUUAAUCUCUGAAUCUACAGAUCCCUUGGUAUGUGUGUGUAUUUUUGACACUCACUCCCAUUAAUAGAAGUAUAACCUUUAUUAUGGAUUAUAGUAUUACCAUACCCAUUGGAUUGCACAACCCAGAAUGAAGGGUUUGAAAUUAUGAAGUGUCUUUUUUUUCUGUGUUGAUUUCCAUUACUUUAAUAGGAGUAUAGAAUAUUUUGAUAUAGAAGCUAAAAUCUAAAUGCUUACAUUAAAAUGUAAUGAUUAUUGUCACACAAGUGAUGAGGAUGGAAUGUAAUGGACAUUUAAUGUUUGUGCUUUUCUUAUAACUAAUUUCUGUGUUCAAUUCAUGUGCUGUUCUAUAAACCAAUUUAUGUGUUCAUGCAAGUGGUUGACUGUACAAAUCCUCACUAUCAGUAGCUGAAAUGUGGCAGUACGCCCAGUCCUUGUUUUGAAAGAUAUCUCAGUUUCAAGGUCUCAGCUUAGAGAGAAGAAGCCUCGUGAGGUAUUGGUCUGUCACGCAUUAUGAACCAGUAUUGGUCUGUCACAUGAAUUAAACAAAACAUUAAUGAUUAAUUAUGCUACAUCAUGCAAAUAUAACUUGUCUGCGUAUAGCCGUAUAUAAGACAACUGUUGGGACUGCCCAGGCAGAGCUCCUGAUUGACAUGUGUACUAUGAUGCAUUGAGUUGGUUGGAACCUCUCCAGCAUGCUGACAAAUAAACAAUGAUUAAUUUAAGAUUGACUUUGAGUGUCCCUGUGUAAGAAUUUCCAAGACAUAACCAUCUCUGUCUUAUGUAACCAUUCAGAACGUAACAUAUCAUACUAAUUUGGUAUACUUGAUUUACGUUUACUAUGUUAUGUCUAGUCUAUGAGACCAGGCUUUUCUGAGGUCCUCAGAGACAGUAGUACUUAGGGUGAUUUUAAUGUGCUACUUUAUCUUCCUGAUAUCAUUUUAUUUGACUUAAUUAUUUUACUUCCAUCAGUCUCUGUGACGCCCUGACCUUAGAGAGCCUGUUUAUUUCUCUAUUUGGUUAGGUCAGGGUGUGAUUUGGGUGGGCAUUCUAGUUUUCUAUUUCUUUGUUGGCCGGGUAUGAUUCCCAAUCAGAGGCAGCUGUCUAUCGUUAUCUCUGAUUGGGAAUGAUACUUAGGCAGCCUGUUUCCCACCCUAAUUUGUGGGAUGUUGUUUUUGCACAGUAGCUGUAUAGCCCUGCAGUACAUUACGUACGUUUUUUUCCCU
Salvelinus fontinalis (brook trout) is the source of this 5580-nucleotide messenger RNA. Its product is annotated as B-cell receptor CD22. Lineage: Eukaryota; Metazoa; Chordata; Actinopteri; Salmoniformes; Salmonidae. The record is from RefSeq and is a predicted model, not a curated record. Bases 232 to 2145 code for a protein of 637 amino acids. The transcript has 13 exons.